AACACUGGCCAUCUCGCACCAGCAGCUAGUGCGAUUGUUGCCGCCCGACAACAAUAUGUGAGUGUCGGUGCGCAUUGUUGUCGCGAUUUGAUUGCGAAAAUGUCGUCCGGCGAGGUGCAGAGUCUCGAGCUGGACGAUUUCAUCACCAAGAAGUAUGAAAUCAAAAAGCGCAUCGGCAAAGGGGCGUACGGAAUUGUGUGGAAGGCGGUCGAUAGAAAGAGCAAAAAAAUUGUGGCGCUGAAGAAAAUCUUUGACGCCUUCACGAAUCAAACGGACGCCCAGCGAACCUAUAGGGAAAUCACGUUCCUCAAAGCGUUCUCCGGCCACCCGAAUAUCAUUCAGCUUCUCGGAAUUCACUCUGCUGCCAAUUUUAAGGACAUUUACCUCGUUUUUGAAUACAUGGACACGGAUUUGCACCGAGUGAUUCUGAGCAAGGACAUUUUGAAAGACGUGCACAAGCGGUACAUCAUGUACCAGCUUCUGAAAGCCACCCUUUACUUGCACUCUGGGAAUGUGAUUCACCGUGAUCAAAAGCCGUCAAACAUCUUGAUAGACACGAACUGCACUUGCAAAGUGGCUGACUUUGGCCUCGCACGCUCGCUGAGCCAACUUUCCGACACGCCAGUCGGCAACGGUGAACUUACCGACUACGUGGCGACCAGGUGGUACAGGGCGCCGGAGAUUCUCGUCGGCUCCACGUGCUACACGAAGGGCAUCGACAUGUGGAGUCUGGGCUGCAUUUUGGCCGAAAUGCUUUUGGAAAAGCCGAUUUUCCCGGGGCCCAGCAGCAUCCAGCAGCUCCAGCUCAUUUCCCAGACUUUGCCAGCGCCCACUCGAGAAGAUAUGAAGAUAUUUGCGGGCACAUACGGUAGCAAACUGUUUGCUCAAAAGCCUCCAGGCAGGCACACGAGUGUAGAGGAGAUUUUGAAGGAGGCGCCGGCGGACGCGGUUGACCUGGUCAAAAAGUUGCUGGUGCUGAAUCCGCUCAAGAGACUGACCGCCGCAGAGGCACUCAAACACGACUACGUCGCAAAGUUCCACGCGAUCGAUUCGGAGCCGGUGCGGUGCAGUCCCGUGACGCCGCCGCUGGACGAUAACAUCAUGCUGUCCGUGGACGAGUACCGCAGCAAGUUGUACGAGUUGGCCAACUUUGGUGGGGCGGCGAGACCGGCGGCCGUGCAGCCGAGGGCGCGCCGCCACCACACACCGCAGCCCAAGCCCCAAAACAGCGCCUUCAGGGCCGUCGCCGUCGCCGCCCAAGUGAAACCCGAAAAAGCGCCGCGAGUGCGCCCCGCCACCCAACCACCCCUCGUUCAAGUAGAGCGGCGGAUGUCGCUGCAGAAAAAAGACCCAAACGUGCAGCUGAAUGAAAAAGCGGUGACCAAGAAUAAGUUACACGAGAGGAAAUCGUCGUUGCCGAUUCUGAACGGCGCCUCCGCCGCCGCCCCCGGCCUCACCAAGUGCCUCCCUGCCUCCAAGACCACGUCGGCGAUCGCCAACCCUGCAGCGCCCCUCCAAGAAAAACCAAAAUUGCUGACAUGUCGUAUGGGUUAUAUUUAAAACGGAGAAAGCGCAGAUCAAGUGUCCACUAUGAUUUCAAGCAGACCAUGGCGCGACGAAGCUGGUAUUAAGAUCGCUGCAUUUCCAUCUCAAGAUUUAAGACACUCAUACAGUGAGACGCGUAAUUAUGUUCCAACCGGAGUGAUUUUAAUCCAAUGCGAAAACAUUUGGCGGCGAAUAAUUAUAAAAUCUGCAAAAAUGUGAAUAAAAGA
Molecule: messenger RNA, 1772 nt
Organism: Neocloeon triangulifer
Lineage: Eukaryota; Metazoa; Arthropoda; Insecta; Ephemeroptera; Baetidae
Gene: Erk7
Product: mitogen-activated protein kinase 15
Exons: 10
Coding region: 100-1560 (486 amino acids)
Biological process (GO): protein phosphorylation; intracellular signal transduction
Cellular component (GO): nucleus; cytoplasm
Molecular function (GO): ATP binding; MAP kinase activity
Source: RefSeq, a predicted model, not a curated record